GAGAGUGAGAGAAGUUGUGUUUAUUGAAUACUGUGUACUUUUAUUUCCACUGGCCUAACAAGACUGCGCAUUUUGUAGAUGAGGAAAGUGGAGUCACAACAAAUACUUGCUGAACUCCUUGAGGUCACAGGCGUUGAAGUGGCUUUGAGCCACUCGCUCGGACCAUGCUUGUCUGCAGCCUCAGGUCCCAGAGCUCUCCCUCUCCAUCGGAGCCAGUUCUUGGCUCCUUCCUGCCCAGCGCCACAGGAGACUUGAAGAACGGCCCCAACGCCGCGCCGCUAGUUUGAGAGAUGCUCGAGUAAGCGUAAAUAGGACGGAAUCCAAUUGAACCAAGUUCCGGACCGAGACGCGCUGGUGCGCACGCGCGGGCACGCUCCUGGGCGGGGCCUCGACCGCUGGUCCCGCCCAGACGUCCGGCGUUUCCCCUCUCGCGGCGAGGCGGGGCAGCGUCGCACGGGAAAAACGCGGGCUAGAGGCUCUCUGCGGGCUACAGCGGCGGAAUGGCACGUUUUGGGGGCCUGGUCCUGCGACCCUGGAUUCGAGAGCUGGUUCUAGGGUCAGAGGCACUCUCAAGCCCUCGGGCGGGGCAGCUGCUCAAGGUACUGCUGGAGGCCAAGGCCCAGAGCCCGUCCGGUGUCCCUGAGCCGCCCGACACGGAGGCUAUGCUGCUUAUAUCCGACGGGACCCACAGUAUCCGAUGCCUAGUGACGGGUGAGGCCCUGAACGCCUCAGACUGGGAGGAGAAGGAGUUCGGCUUCAGAGGGACAGAAGGCCGGAUGCUGCUGCUGCGGGACUGCAAGGUCCGCGUCCAGGUCGCCGAGGGAGACACGCCUGCGGAGUUCUACCUCCAGGUGGACAGCUUCGCUCUGCUGCCCACGGAACAACCCCGGGAACAGGUGACUGGUUGCAACGAGGACCCAGAUGUGCGGAAAAAGCUCUAUGACUGCUUGGAGGAGCACCUUUCAGAGUCCACCUCCUCCAAUGCAGGUCUUUCACUGUCCCAGCUUCUGAAUGAGGUAGAGGUGGACCAGGAGCAUCAGAAGGCAUUAGUGCGCCUGGCUGAGAGCUGUCUGAUGCUGGCAGGUCCUGACACAGCAGCCCCCAUCACCCCCUGGGCUGCCUCUCGCUGCAGAACCACGGGAGAAGCUGUGUACACUGUCUCCAGCCUACGGCUGCACAUCUCUGAGAAUGACCAGCAAAUCCUGAGCUCUCUGGGCCCAAGUCAGAGGGCACAGGGCCCUGAGCGAUCCCCAUCACACCUGGCUCUGCAGGACCUGUCGCUGAGUCUGAUCUCCUCCCCUCCUUCUUCACCCAGUUCCUCAGGAACCCCUGCCUUACCCAGCCAGCUGCUGUCAAAGGAGAACAGUGCCAGCGUCAGCCUUCUGCCUCCUCUGCCCUUGGCUGCUCCAGACCCAGUGCAGAAGGGCAGCUCCCUGCCCCCCGGGUCCCCACAUCCCAGCUAUGUACCCAACACCCCACUCCUGAGCUGCACCCCAAGCCUGUCACGCCCUGGCCGUGCCCCCAGUGUACCCCAGGCCCAUGUAAGCAGGGCCCAGAAACCUAGCCUGGAAUUCAAAGAGCUUGGGUUACCCCCCAAGACCUGGCAGCAUUCUCCAAGGACAAGAACCACCGAGGGAGCCCUGGAGUCCAGCUGUGUCUGGGACCCCCCAGAGAGGCAUCGUGAUGGUUCUGCCUUCCAGUAUGAGUACAAGCCACCUUGCCCCUCCCUGUGUGCCCAGGUCCAGGCUGCCAGGCUCCCUCCCCAGCUCGUGGCCUGGGCCUUGCACUUUCUGAUGGAGCCACAGCCAGACUCUGAACUGACCCAGGUGUGAGGGCUCGUGGGAGGAUGUGUGCACAGGUCCAGGCCUGGGGGUGGAUAAACAGAGCUCCACACCAGCUUCCUUCGAGUUUUUUAAUAAAAUAAUCUCAUGCGGCAGAAAGGAAGAGGUCAGGGGUUGGGGCCGCCGCCUCUUUGGUUUGUGGCUGGGGAGGGUGGGCUGGAGGGCUCUGUAGACUGGGGGGGUAGAGGCUCGGCUUCAAGGCCAGAUCCUGCACAGAAAGAGGGAGAGAGGAAGGGUUAGGACUGAACCAAGGAGUCCUGCCGCCCUCCCAGCUGGCCCUGGCCCCCCUUACCUAUGCUUGGAGAUGGAGGCGCCUCAAGCUUUGGCCUGCGCUUGAGGACAGGGGAGCGCUGUAGCCUCAGGGGCCGUUCUGUGGGAUACAGACAGACCUGGGGAGGGAUGCUGAGGGCCGGCUGCCUGUCCUCACCGUCCCCGCUCCCAACACUUGCCUUUGGAGCCUCCGCCUUCCCCUCCCCUCCCACCCCCGGCAGUGGUGGCUCCUAGCCUUCUGGCUCCAAUUUUCUCAACCCCUCAGGACACUGGUGGCCCUUCAAGGACCAGAGCCACGAAGGGAGCCCUCUCCCCCCAUCUCCUUUUGUACUCCAGCCCACGGGGAGGCGUUCCCCCCUCACCAGCAGGGGCCUGGAGCUGGUCCUCAUGCACAGACACUGCUCGUCGCCCUGCCAAGCGGGGCUGCGGCCUCAGCCGGCCAUCUGGGGGAGGCCAGGGGGGUCAGGAUGUGGGCCUGACAGCCGCCCCUGCUCCAGCCCUUGCCUCCCACCUUCAGGGUCUGAGUUCCCAGAGGGGACUCCUCCAGUCCCUAGUCCAGUAUUGAGUGGAAGCUGGGGUAUUUGCUUACCUUCAUUCCUGGAGCCUAAGCAGGGAUCCUCUGGAAGGCCCAGGCUGUCUGGGGAGGGGCUGGAUCUUCGGGGGCUUGGGCUGGGACAUGGGGACGGGGGGCCCGGACCAUCCUGUCGGCCCCAACCACGGCUCCUGAGCUCGGCGUUCAGCUGCUGCCCCAGUGUCUUCCAGGUGGCAGACUCGGGCCCUUGGCUCCCUGACCCAGGUCUGCAUGAAGGGUCUGUGGGGAGAGGGGUGUCAGCCAAGACCUGGGUCAGGCAAUGGUCCAAUCCCCUGCAGCUCAUCUGUCCCCACAUGCUCCCCAGCACUGUGGCUCUCACUCACCAGCAGACACAGAGUGGGUGCGGGACUUGAUCGAGAUAGGAGGAGCCUCUGUGGAACUGUCCAUAAUGUCACCUGCAAUGGCAGGGUCAGGGGC
Messenger RNA from Cervus elaphus (red deer), 3120 nucleotides. It is a transcript of the gene ACD, whose product is annotated as ACD shelterin complex subunit and telomerase recruitment factor. Bases 501 to 1832 code for a protein of 443 amino acids. Gene Ontology annotation, biological process: telomere maintenance via telomerase; telomere capping. Lineage: Eukaryota; Metazoa; Chordata; Mammalia; Artiodactyla; Cervidae. Gene Ontology annotation, cellular component: telomerase holoenzyme complex; shelterin complex; chromosome, telomeric region. The transcript has 12 exons. Gene Ontology annotation, molecular function: telomeric repeat DNA binding. The record is from RefSeq and is a predicted model, not a curated record.